This is a messenger RNA of Ambispora gerdemannii, 1674 nucleotides long. The record is from the annotation of a GenBank genome assembly. NCBI's taxonomy places the organism in Eukaryota, Fungi, Glomeromycota, Glomeromycetes, Archaeosporales, Ambisporaceae.
AUGUCAAAUCCAAACAGUAUAAACUAUAGUCUCAGCAAAGAAAAUGAUAAAUAUUAUUUUCGUAUUUGCCCCCAUUGUAAUCAAAUUCAGAAAUCAAUUUUCUGGUGUAUAGUCUGUUCCUAUGAUUUCAAAAAAGGCACUUUUGAUGAAACGAUCGAUAAACAUCUAACGGGAAAUCAAAAAAUCGGAUCGAAUUGGUAUGAAAACAAAGAUUGGGUUACGUACACACAAUUUGUCGAGGACGAUUUUUCAGACGAUGGCAGCGAAGACGAUUAUCAAGAAGAUGAACGUGAACUUGAUUACGACUUUGAUAAUGAUGUAAAGACAAUAUUCAGUCUCCGAGAAAAAGCUAACCACUUUGCGUAUUGUAAAGUAUGCACGAGACCAAAUUUAAGUUACGAUUGGUGCAAUUCUUGCAAUAGAAAGAUAUUAGAGACUAACUUCCGCCUAUGGAAUAGCGGCGACGAUAAUGUUAACGAAUUUAUUCGAGAAACACAAAGAAAGGCGAAUAAACAUCUCAAUUAUAUAGAAUGGGUAGAAUUUGAUUCGAUCACCAAUAUGAAAUAUUUGGCUACAGGCGGAUUUGGCAUAGUGUAUACGGGAAGAAUAACCAACGAGGAACGAAAAAAAUCUAUAAAAUCGUGGCGUUUUCAUGCAGGAGAUAAAAUAGUACUAAAAGCUCUGAAAAAUUCACAAUUCAUGUCAAAAGAAUUUUUGAACGAGCUUCAAAAUUACCAUCAAUGUUUUGGUGACGACAUGAACGCACAUCUUCACAUAUUCGGGAUUACUUACGAUCCUAAUAAUAUUGAAUUCAUGAUGGUUCUUAAAUUCGCAAAAGGAGGAGAUUUACGUUCUAUUCUACAACAAAACCAUAGAAAGAUUUCAUGGAGAGACAGGAUUGAGCUGCUUUAUGGAAUAUCACAACAGCUACUUACUAUACACAAUAAAGACAUUAUUCAUCGAGACUUGCACGCAGGAAACAUUCUUUUCGACAAUAAAUUCUACGAACGUGAUUUCUUUAGACGGAUUUAUAUCGCUGAUCUAGGACUUGCAAGACCUUGUGAUCGACGGCAUACAACGGGCAAAGGCACUUAUGGAGUAAUACAAUACACAGCGCCCGAAAUUUUCCGAGGUCAACCACAUUCAAAGGCUUCCGAUAUUUAUAGCAUCGGUAUUCUAAUGUGGGAGUUGAGUGCGCCUGGUCAAGCUCCUUUUCGAAGAAGAGUUUAUAAUCAGGACGCACUCCUUCAAUGUGCAAUUUGGGACGGUGAUCGACCAAAAAUUCAUACAGACACUCCAAACCCAUGGGUUGAAUUGAUGAAAAAAUGCUGGCAACACAAUACGGAAGAUCGACCUACUACAAAAGAAUUAUUCGAGACAACUGAAAGUUGGUACUUCUUCAAAGAAGACUAUACAGAAUUUAAGGACGCCGAUGAAAGACAAUCCGUGCUAUACGCUAAAAAUUUUACAGCGUAUAACGCACCCCCAGAACAUACAGCAGAAUACCAAGAAUUUCAAAAUGAGCGUAGUAAAUCUAUUAAAUAUCUUCAGGAUCGUCAAAUGCCAAUGUAUAGAGAACAACUGGAACAACUGAGACAACGAAUGAGUCAAUAUGAUUCACAUCUGGAUGACUGUGCAAUUAGUAAUCCCAAAACAGGCGGAUCUUCGGCUUAG